CGACUGGCUCGUUUCGUCUGAUGACGAGAGGGGCGCUGGAGAGAGUGUGGGGCUAGGGCGAGAGGCAGAGCUGGGCAUGGGCGGCCGGGAUGCAGCAAAGGUCAAGAACAAGAUGGCCGAUGAAGGGUAUCGGGAGGGCAUCACCGCUGGCAAGGAGUCGACGCUGCAGCAGGGCUUCGACUUUUCCUUUCGAGAGGUCGGCGCGCCUUUGGGUCGGCGCGUAGGCAAUCUCAAGGGCAGGGCAUCCGCCUUGGCUCAGUUCGCCCAGGGCCGAGGGUCAAAGAGACAGACGGCACUGCCCGACAAUGUCAAGAGUCAAGUCAGCCAGCUGCUCAAAGACAUCGAGGCCGUGGAGCUGCAACACGUCGCAGAGAGGGACUAUGAAGCCGAGGAGCACGAGCUCUCGCAUGCCCAAGAGGACGCCAAUGUUGCCCUCCCGCCGCGUGAGACGGCCCAGGAAAAGGCCAAUCGCGAGGCUAUUGUUGUCCGUCUGGGGCAACGCCUGGAUUCACUCGCCAAUCAAAUUCUCAGUCAAUCCCUGUAAUAACAUCAUCAUGCUUGUGUACUGAU
Molecule: messenger RNA, 570 nt
Organism: Acaromyces ingoldii
Lineage: Eukaryota; Fungi; Basidiomycota; Exobasidiomycetes; Exobasidiales; Cryptobasidiaceae
Exons: 2
Coding region: 77-544 (155 amino acids)
Source: RefSeq, a predicted model, not a curated record